Molecule: messenger RNA, 1867 nt
Organism: Boeremia exigua
Lineage: Eukaryota; Fungi; Ascomycota; Dothideomycetes; Pleosporales; Didymellaceae
Product: general substrate transporter
Exons: 3
Coding region: 326-1867 (513 amino acids)
Biological process (GO): transmembrane transport; carbohydrate transport
Cellular component (GO): membrane
Molecular function (GO): carbohydrate:proton symporter activity
Source: RefSeq, a predicted model, not a curated record
CCCCAGAUUCUAGUCGACCCCAGACUGCGCCCCGGACGGGUGGUGCGCCGUGGUCUGCGUAGACUCGAAAGCUGCCCCUCAGCCGAAAACCGCCACUAUGCAUGGCUGCCACGAGCCUCCAACUCGGAGGCUAUGGUUUCCAUUUUGGAACAAAUCGUCAAUUGCUUGCAGAGCACCAGAGAAACUGCAGCUCGUAUAAAGCAAUUGUUCGUCUUGCACACGUCGCAACGGAAUAAGCGAGUUCUUGUCAACAUACCUCUCCAGACCCAGGCACUCUCACCAUUUUAGCCACUUUCAACGUUCAUCUGCAGCCUCAAGCUACAUCAUGCGCUCCUGGCUUGGAACCGGAAAGUCCCUCCAGUUUGGAGUGACAGUGUGCUGUCUGAUAGCUUUCGUCCUGUUCGGAUACGACCAGGGCGUGUUCGGAGGAAUCCUGCAGAACAAGGACUGGCUCGAUCAAUUCGGUCACCCAUCCGACUCCAAGACAGGUAUCAUCGUCAGCUGCUACAACCUAGGAUGUCUCGCUGGCUGCGUUCUAAAUUUCUUCUUGGGUGAGACGCUCGGUCGACGCAAGACAAUCUGGGUGGCAAUGGGGUUCGUCAUAGUCGGUGCCACCCUGCAGACUACCGCCUUCACUGUCCCUCACCUGGUCAUUGGGCGCGUCAUCACCGGGUUCGGUACUGGACUCAAGACAUCGACAGUUCCAAUGUAUCAGGCAGAGCUCUGCGAUAGGAAAUCACGCGGCCGUCUGGUGUCGGCUGAAGUCCUUUUCGUCGGCGUCGGCAUCGUCUUCGCUUACUGGUUGGACUUCGGACUGUCCUUCGUCGGAGGUGCUCUCGCAUGGCGGUUCCCCAUCGCGUUCCAAAUGGUAUUUGCUAUCGUGGUCAUAUUCCUAGUCUUUGCAUUGCCCGAGUCUCCUCGCUGGCUCUUCAACCAUGGACGCGAGGCCGAAGCCAUGGAGGUUCUUUGCGCGGUAUACGGGAAAGGACCUACGGACGAGUACAUCGUCCAAGAGAGGGAUGCCAUCAUCCAAGCCAUUCAGCUCGAGGAUUCUGCUAGCGCGGCAAAGUCUUAUCUCGCCAUAUUCAAGAAUGAUGGCGUCAAGACCGGAUAUCGAGUGCUCCUGGCAUGGGGCAUUCAGUUCAUGAACCAAGCAGGCGGCAUCAACCUCGUGGUGUAUUACAUCCCCUCAGUGUUGGUCCAGAACGUCGGCAUGACCCCUCAUAUGGCGCAAAUCUUGGGAGGAUGCAUCAAUAUGAUGUUCAUGUUUGGAUCGAUCCUUCCCUCCUUCGCGCUCGACCGUAUGGGCCGCCGCAAGACGAUGAUGUGGGGCUGCUUCGGCCUGGGGAUCUGUAUGCUGAUGAUCUCAGCGCUUCUGUCCCAGUCGGGCGUUGCCAAUGGACAAGCUUAUGCGUCUGCAGCCGUCGCAUUCUUCUUCUUGUACAUGCUGAUCUUUGGCAUGAGCGUCAACUGUGUGCCUUGGGUAUAUGUGCCCGAGAUCCUCCCGCUGGAGGCGCGCACAAAGGGCACGGCUGUGGGUAUCAGCUCAAACUGGCUCUGGAACUUCACCGUCGUCACUAUUACUCCUGUCAUCAUCAACAGACUACAGUGGAAGGCGUACCUGAUCUUCAUGGCUACCAACCUACUUUUUGUGCCGAUUUUCUACUUCUUCUAUCCGGAAACGAGCAAUCUCCGCCUCGAAGAGGUUGAUUACAUCUUUUCGCAGGGCGGUAACCCUGUGCAUGUCGCUGCAAGAAUGGCUAAAGCUAUGGAAGAGGAUCAGGAAAAGAUGGACAACGCUCCACCGCAGACAGGCGAGUCCAUCUUUAAUCAGGAGAUUCAGGUCAUCUCCAAUGACAAGGCGUGA